This is a messenger RNA of Carlito syrichta (Philippine tarsier), 2956 nucleotides long. It is a transcript of the gene ELOVL6, whose product is annotated as ELOVL fatty acid elongase 6. Gene Ontology annotation, biological process: very long-chain fatty acid biosynthetic process; sphingolipid biosynthetic process; fatty acid elongation, polyunsaturated fatty acid. Gene Ontology annotation, cellular component: endoplasmic reticulum; endoplasmic reticulum membrane. The record is from RefSeq and is a predicted model, not a curated record. The transcript has 5 exons. Gene Ontology annotation, molecular function: fatty acid elongase activity. Bases 192 to 989 code for a protein of 265 amino acids. Lineage: Eukaryota; Metazoa; Chordata; Mammalia; Primates; Tarsiidae.
UGAUCUCAACGCAAAUCUGCCCGAGUUCUCUUGCGAGACAGCUGGCAGGUUUUGCUAUUUCCCAAUCGUUUACUCGCCGGGCUCUCGGGUGCACGCGCCUCGGGGCUGCGCCCUGCACGCUCAAACUUCAUUCAGAGGCAGGGCCGGGCGGCCCACGAGAGAGCACGUAGCGACUCCGAAGAUCAGCCCCAAUGAACAUGUCAGUGUUGACUUUACAAGAAUAUGAAUUCGAAAAGCAGUUCAACGAGAACGAAGCCAUUCAAUGGAUGCAGGAGAACUGGAAGAAAUCUUUCCUGUUUUCUGCUCUGUACGCUGCCUUUAUAUUUGGUGGUCGGCACCUAAUGAGCAAACGGGCCAAGUUUGAGCUGAGGAAACCAUUAGUGCUCUGGUCUCUGACCCUCGCAGUCUUCAGUAUAUUCGGUGCUCUUCGAACUGGUGCUUAUAUGGUGUACAUGUUGAUGACCAAAGGCCUGAAGCAGUCCGUUUGUGACCAGAGUUUUUACAAUGGACCUGUCAGCAAAUUCUGGGCGUAUGCAUUUGUGCUAAGCAAAGCACCCGAACUAGGAGAUACAAUAUUCAUUAUUCUGAGGAAGCAGAAGCUGAUCUUCCUGCACUGGUACCACCACAUCACUGUGCUCCUGUACUCUUGGUACUCCUACAAAGACAUGAUUGCCGGGGGAGGUUGGUUCAUGACUAUGAACUAUGGCGUGCACGCCGUGAUGUACUCUUACUAUGCCUUGCGGGCGGCAGGUUUCCGCGUCUCCCGGAAGUUUGCCAUGUUCAUCACCUUGUCCCAGAUCACACAGAUGCUGAUGGGCUGUGUCAUUAACUACCUGGUCUUCUACUGGAUGCAGCAUGACCAGUGUCACUCUCACUUUCAGAACAUCUUCUGGUCCUCACUCAUGUACCUCAGCUACCUUGUGCUCUUCUGCCAUUUCUUCUUUGAGGCCUACAUCGGCAAAAUGAGGAAAACAACGAAGGCUGAAUAGUGUGGAACUGAGGAGGAAGCCAUAGCUCAGGGUCAUCAAGAAAAACAAUAGACAAAAGAAAAUGGCACAAGGAAUCACAUAUGGUGCAGCUAAAACAAAACAAAACACACGAGCAAACACAAAACCCAAGGCAGCUUAGGGAUAAUUAGGCUGACUUAACCCAGUAAGUUUAUGAUCCUUUUAGGGUGAGGACUCACUGAGUGCAUCUCCAUCUCCAAGCACAGCUGCUGGGAGACUCCAUUCCCUCUUUAUCUGUCAACUCUAGGACAAAGGAGAACAGAAGUGAGCCGAAGGCAGAGACUAACAGAAGGCAGACAAAGGAUGUUAAUACUAGAUGAAAAAGUGAAUUUACUAAGUGUUCUAUUUCUCUAAGGAUGAAAGAAUUUUACUUUAAAAACCGUGCAAGCACGCACAGACACACACACACACACACACGCAGUCCUUUCUAAUCUUUAUUGACUCUAAACUCAAGCCAAUAGAAAAGAUAGAAUGCAAGAGACACAGGGUGUAUCUAAGAACAACAACGCUUUUGCAGAAAUGAAAGCCUUUUAAAGAAAGGUUUGCUGUUGUAGCCCCUAUGAGAAAAGAUGUCGUGAUCAUCCUUGUGAAAACAGACGUGAGCCACUAUAUUUCUUCACCUAAGAGAAGACCGCUGGCCACUCAUAGCCUCGGGCUUAGUGAGUCUGUCCAAACCAAAGGGGGCGCAGUCCUUUCCCACGGCUCCUCCUGGGAGGAUGGAAACUGGUCCCACAGGGGCGGCCCCACCCCAGAGCAUUCCUGAUCGUUGAACUGUAAGUUCUACUCCUAAAUGAGAUAGGAAGCAUUGUCCUUGUGUUCAGUUGCCCUAGGCUUUUGGACAGAAGAGUAAAUGCAGAAUCAGAACGAUAAAAACUCAACCAAAUGAUUUGGUAAUGGGUUUUGUACUACCUGUAAAAAGGCCCGGCCCAGUACCACUGUCAGCGGGAAGAGAGGUGGGUGAGCUGGAGAUCAAUUCCAUAGCCGAUAGGUACACUCCCUCUAUAUUGGACUUCACACACACUCAUGACUUUCCUGUAGCACAGUGCAUAUUUUCUAUAUUUUUGUGAAUUUCAAAAAAAGAAACCUGCAGGGCUCUUCCUGAUCCUGGAUGAACACUGUGUUUCUACAUCAUCUGCAUUUGCUCCCCAAGCAAUGUAGAGGUGUAUAAAGUGCCCUCUGCUGGCUGAGUGAAGAUACUUCAACAAACACACUUCAUGGCAAGUUUGGCUGAAAACAGUUGAGGAAAAAGGUCCCCUCCCCCCAAAUAGAUACUCAUCCUUUACAUUUUAAAUGAUAUAAAAUCCUUGUCAUAUUUUUGGCUAAAUCAGAAGAUAUCCAUCCUGCUUCAAGUCAUCUUCAGAAAUUUUUUAAAAGGGACAUUCGCUCUGGAACUAAAAAUAAAUUUAUCAAGAGCCAUAUUCUUAAAAAAAAAAAAAAGAAAAAGAAAGAAAGCUAGGUUAUAUUAACUGUAAUAUUUCAGUCCUUUACAAGCCAAAUAAAUGUGUCAAUGUUCCUAGUAUUUCAAAGAAGCAAUUAUGUAAAGUUGUUCAAUGUGACAUAAUAGUGUUAUAAUUGGUUAAGUAACUUAAUGAUUAGGCAUAUAGAUGAACAGAUUAGGGGCUACUUCCAUCACAUAGAUUAUACGCACGUCACCACACAUACAUGCACACAGAUGUGGGGUACACUGAACUUCAAAGCCCAAAUGAAUAGAAACACAUUUUCUGGCUAGCAGAAAAAAAGAAAGUGUUGUUUAUCUUUCUUGCUUUAUUUGAGAGUGUACAGUAAAAGGGAUUUUUCAAAUUAUUUUUAUAUUAUUUUAGCUUUAAUCGUGCUGUCAUUUAUGAAACAGAGCUGCUCUACUCUUCUGUCAGAAAUGGCAAGAGCUUUUUCAGCAUCUUGUUUAUGUGUGGAGUUUAAAAAGAAUAAAGUUUUAUUCCAUUCUGUGUGAA